AUGUCUGCGGCGGUGCCGACGGCUCGCAAGCGCCCGGCACCAGACCAAGAAGCACGCGCUGCUGACGCGAAUAAGCGACUCGCGGCACAGCGGUCCCGGAGCAUCGACGAGUUCCGGCUGUUCAUAGGUGCCGGCGAGGGUGCCGCUGAAGGCGUCGUGCGCAGGGGGCGCGACCGCCGCACCGGCAAGAAGGUGGCGCUCAAAUGGAUCGGCCACAGCCGCCCAGAUCGCCGCGCGCUCGCCACCGCAUAG
This is a messenger RNA of Miscanthus lutarioriparius, 252 nucleotides long. The record is from the annotation of a GenBank genome assembly. NCBI's taxonomy places the organism in Eukaryota, Viridiplantae, Streptophyta, Magnoliopsida, Poales, Poaceae.